Episyrphus balteatus (marmalade hoverfly) is the source of this 6181-nucleotide messenger RNA. RefSeq names its product cGMP-specific 3',5'-cyclic phosphodiesterase. Gene Ontology annotation, biological process: signal transduction. Gene Ontology annotation, molecular function: protein binding; 3',5'-cyclic-nucleotide phosphodiesterase activity. NCBI's taxonomy places the organism in Eukaryota, Metazoa, Arthropoda, Insecta, Diptera, Syrphidae. The transcript has 14 exons. The record is from RefSeq and is a predicted model, not a curated record. The coding region runs from base 1616 to 5053 and encodes 1145 amino acids.
UCGUCGAAUCCGGUGAACACGUCUCUUAAAUAGAGCAGCCUCAUACCGGUUCAUUUCAAGCAAUUUGCAUAAUCAUUUUAUGGAUUCUAAAUUAAAAAAAAAAUAUAUAUACAAAAUAGGGCAAUUUUAAGGGCACGUUUUUGUUAGUAAAUUAGUAUCCCAUCAGUGAAUCUGAAUAUGAACUUGUUAUCGAUGUGCAUUAUUUGAUUUGAAAAGACGUAAUCUCUGGAAAGUCUCAGCGGCGCUAGCUGUUUUGAUACAUUUUUAUCAUCUCACUAAAUCAGCAGCCAGCGAGAAAAAUCGUCUAAACCUUCUAUAACAUACCUACAUACAAUUGCAGUCUAGUUUAUAGACCUUGCGUGCAGUUCAAAACGUCUUAAUUCGUUUUUAUAUUUUAUGUUAUUUUUUUUCAUUCGUUAUACCUACGCGAAAUUGAAGUCUGAAAGCUAAUUGUUUUUUUUUCGCAUCUAAAGUGAACGUGUUUAUCAAUUAGCUUGUAAAAACAAACAAACCAAAAGAUUUCUUUGAACCCGUGUUAUACAAUUCGAAGCGAAAGCAGCGUAGGGGUUGAAAUAAUUUGUCUUUCGAACGGUCAUCGUCACCACUGUAGCUAUUUUUGCUGUGUUUUUCCCACCCCCCAACACAAUCGUAGACCUAGUUUCUGUGUUUUAAUAGUAAAAGUUUUUUUUCCGAAACUUAAAAAAAAAAACUAGGAGGAAAAUAUAUUCAGAAUCCCCCAUCGUCAUAUGGCCCACCACCCCCUUGUUUACCCUAUGUCCAUAGACAGCGUCAUCCCCAUGCUACACAUCAAAUAUGAAGUUUAUUAGAGCACCUUGUGUUGUGUAAUCCAUUUUAUUGUAAACUUGUGUGCGUGUCAAGUUUUCUCUCUGCUCUCUUUUAUCUCUCGUGUUCUCUCACUCUCUUUAUAACUGUUUGUGUUCUCUCCCGUGGCCGUGUCUGGUAUUCAAAAAAUAAAAAAAAAAAAAUAAAUAAGGACACACAGGUAGAAAAACUCAUAUCCUUGACGGCGGCAGCAGCGGCGGGCUUCCUGAUCCUGAUCGAAAUGGUUUAUUAUCAUCAGCGUGUCGUGUAGUCAUAGUCGAUGAUGUUAUCAAGCUAAGAGGAGUUUUGAAAGAGGUGAAAAGUGAAUAAUUUCGAUUCUAGUGAUACAAUUUUGAAAUACAAAAAUUUCAACAAAAAAUGGUUAAAAUAAUUCUUAUUGACCAUUAAAAAGUGUUUCGAAAAUUUAGGAAACCAUUAAUGUGAAUUUAUUUUUGAAAUAAAAGCGAAAUUUUUGAAAAUCAAAAUAUUCGUAUGUGGAAGAUAUUUAUUGUUAUUGCAGAUACACACGUUUGCUAUUUCACAUUCAACAGAUUCAUUUGAAGUUUUUUAAUUAAAAAAAAAAUUUUCUACAAAAUCAAAUUUGAAAAAAAAACUUGUCUUCAACAACUUUUUAAGUUCCUAUUUAUGUUGUCCCCCCAAAACAAGACAAAACCAUAUCAUCAACAAAAAAACUCCAAGAAUUAAAAUCCUAUCUCUCCCAUUCAAAAUCCCCAUGAAUGAAACUGAAUGAACUCCCCGACUGACAAUUGUUAGAUGAUGCAGUCAAAUCAAAAUGACAGAGAACCUCUCAAAACCAACAGCAUCAGCAGCACAACAAGCUACCGAAUCACCACCAACAUCAUCAGCAAAUACAAUCCUUUCCACAUCAACAACAACAACAACUCCAUCCAAACCCACCACCACCGGCGAUAGUGAAAAACCCGAAUUAGAAGUUGAAAUACGUCGGCUAUCUAAUGGACUGCAUAAUGGAAAUUCAAAAUGUCACAACUCUGCAGCUGCCACAGAGAUGGAAAUAGUAAAUACGAUACCAAAAAUUGUAGACUCUUCUUCUUCGUCUGCAACACCACCACCACCACAAAGCAAUAGUAGAGAAUUUGGGGAUGAAAAUGAAGACGAAUGGUCAGUAACGUCCAAAAACAAACACAAAAGAAUGGGUAGUGUGUCAGUGAGUUCACCGACCCGAGGUCAUUUGUCUCCGAUUUCAAUAAAUCUGCCAUCAACAGAUGGCAAUACAAGCGGCACAAAUAGUCCAGCGAUUAAUAGUCGACCGGUAACGGUGCAAGAUGUCGAUGAGGUGGCCAAGUUGUUUGAAGAGAAGCCAGAGGCUUUUGAGAAAUGGCUGACGGAAAGAGCUCCAGCUGAAGCUUUGUUAAGACUGCAACAAUUCAUUGAAAGCCGAAAGCCAGCCAAACGGCCUUCGGUAACAUCAGAUUUAUUUCAACAAUGGAUGCAAACUCCACCAAUUCAGAAAUGCCGGUCGUCCUCGUCGGUUGUUGGAUCUAUCAUCGAUAGCCGACGGCAUCUAAUGGAUCUGGAUGAAGGUGAACUGUUUAUGGAAUUGAUUCGUGAUGUGGCCAAUGAAUUGGAUAUUGAUAUCCUUUGCCAUAAGAUUCUGGUCAAUGUUGGUUUACUCACACACGCCGACCGGGGAUCAUUGUUUCUGGCCAAAGGAGGGCCAAACAAUCGAUAUUUGGUGGCGAAGUUAUUCGAUGUCACACAAACUACAGCCCUGCGGGAAGCAGUCACCAAAGCGAGAUCUGAGGAAAUCAUUAUCCCAUUUGGUGUGGGCAUUGCCGGUACAGUUGCCCAGACAAAAGAGAUGAUUAACAUCAAGGAAGCCUACAAGGACUCACGUUUCAAUUGUGAAAUUGACUUAAAAACUGGCUACAAAACGAACACGAUACUCUCGAUGCCAAUUUGCAACUAUGAAGGCGACAUAAUUGGCGUUGCUCAAAUUAUCAAUAAGACAAAUGGUUCAUUGGAAUUCGAUGAGCACGAUAUUGAGAUAUUUCGACGAUAUUUGACAUUCUGUGGUAUUGGCAUUCAAAAUGCACAGCUUUUUGAAAUGUCCGUCCAGGAAUAUCGCCGAAAUCAAAUACUUUUGAAUUUGGCCAGGAGCAUUUUCGAGGAACAAAAUAAUUUGGAAUGCCUGGUAACGAAAAUUAUGACUGAAGCUAGAGAGCUGCUCAAGUGCGAACGGUGUUCGGUGUUUUUGGUGGAUUUGGAUUGCUGUGAAGCGAGUCAUUUGGAGAAAAUUUUAGAAAAACCAAAUCAAAUCAUGUCAACAGCAAGACGAUUUAGCAAUAACGUUAAUGUAGAAGAAAUAUUAAAAGAGCAGCAAAACUCACGCACUCGUUUCACAGUCCUUUUUGAAUUGGGUGCGGAAAACCAAUCGGCCAACAUAUCCCGACCAUCGGUAAAUGAUUUAAGCAACUCAACUCUGGCCCAAAUAGCACAGUAUGUGGCAACAACUGGCCAAACUGUGAACAUAUCGGAUGUAAGGGAAUGGGUGCGGGACCACAAUAAAAUACACAGCGAGGGUGAAAUCGAUUGUACUAAGGCAAUUUUAUGCAUGCCAAUUGUGAAUGCCCAAAAGAUUGUAAUUGGCGUUGCACAGCUUAUAAACAAGGGAAACGGUUUACCAUUCACUGACUCGGAUGUCUCAAUUUUCGAGGCGUUUGCUAUUUUCUGCGGACUUGGUAUCCAUAACACGCAAAUGUAUGAGAAUGCAUGCAAAUUGAUGGCCAAGCAGAAAGUCGCCCUCGAAUGCCUUUCGUAUCAUGCUACAGCUAGUCAGGAUCAAACAAGCAAAUUGGUUCAGGACACUGUGGCCAGUGCAGAAGCGUACAGCUUGUACAGUUUUAAAUUUAUCGAUUUUGAACUGAAUGACGAUGACACGUGUAAGGCGGUGCUGAGAAUGUUCUUGCAGUGUAAUUUGGUUCAACAGUUUCAGAUUCCCUAUGAUGUCCUUUGUCGAUGGGUGCUAAGUGUUCGUAAGAAUUACCGUCCUGUUAAGUAUCACAAUUGGCGACACGCCUUAAAUGUGUCCCAAACCAUGUUUGCCAUGCUCAAAACUGGCAAAAUGGAACGCUUUAUGACUGAUUUAGAGAUAUUAGGUUUAUUGGUGGCAUGUCUGUGUCAUGAUUUGGAUCAUCGUGGAACAAAUAAUGCAUUUCAGACAAAAACCGAAAGUCCUUUGGCGAUAUUAUAUACAACUAGCACAAUGGAACAUCAUCAUUUUGAUCAGUGUGUUAUGAUAUUGAAUUCUGAAGGAAAUAAUAUUUUUCAGGCACUUUCACCGGACGAUUAUCGAUCGGUUAUGAAAACUGUUGAAAAUGCUAUUCUAUCAACGGAUUUGGCAAUGUACUUCAAGAAACGAAACAGUUUUUUGGAAUUAGUUGAGAAUGGAGAAUUCGACUGGCAGGGUGAAGAAAAAAAAGAACUGUUAUGUGGAAUGAUGAUGACAGCCUGUGAUGUGAGCGCUAUUGCUAAGCCUUGGGAAGUGCAGCAUAGAGUGGCAAAGCUGGUUGCAGAUGAGUUUUUUGAUCAAGGUGAUUUGGAAAAAUUGCAGUUGAAUACGCAGCCUGUGGCAAUGAUGGACAGAGAACGCAAGGACGAAUUACCAAAAAUGCAAGUUGGCUUUAUUGAUAUCAUUUGUCUGCCAUUAUACCGUGUAUUGUGUGAUGCCUUUCCAUGGAUAACACCAUUGUACGAAGGGACAAUGGAAAAUCGACGUAAUUGGCAGGAUCUGGCGGAAAAAGUCGAAAUGGGUUUGACAUGGAUCGACCAUGAUACUAUCGAUAAGCCCGUUGAAGAAUUUGCAGCUUGCAAGGAAGAGGAAAUAAAGGAUAUUGAAUUCACAGUUACAACGCUAAACUGUCAACAUGCCAGCGGUGGUGAAUCAAAUGACACAUCAACACCUGAACACCGUGGAUCGCGAUUUAGCAGCAUGAAAAAGACCGGAGCACUUGGCAAAGUGGUUCGUUCCAAGCUUAGCAAGACCUUGUACAAUAGCAUGGAUGGAGCAAAGCCAAAAACACCCCUAAAACCACUCUUGGAUAUUCAACCAACUGACAUAACGUCGUCUAAGGACUCUAAACUGUCAUCUCAUGAUUCAACAAAUGCAGACAAGAGUCCCACAAGUCCACAAUCAUCAAACCAAAUGCCUGACAAGUCAAAGAAGCGCUCAAAGCUGUGUGCGCUUUUGUGACGAAAACCGUCCAAUUAGAAUUUAAAACACCCAUCUUCAGGUAACGCAACAUAGUAUGCGCCCUGGAGUUGGGCUUUUUUAUUGUGAAAAACAAAAAUUCUAAUUGGUUUAAAUUUUUAUCACAAAACAAACAAAAAAGCAGAAAUGCGAUGUUGUAUGUGUACAGGAGCAAAUUUGUAGACUCGUGUAAAAGUAGAUAAAGAGGUUUCCUCAAGCAACAGGUAGGUUUACUGUAACACGCCGCGCUCUGCCGCCGGAUUAUUAUCUUUUUGUAAUAGUUUAAUUCUUUCGUGUUGACUUGACUUGACUUCAUCGUAUAGUCAUGAUCUUCGCUGCCUUCAUCGUUAUCGGCGUUAUUAUUUAGUCCUUGAAGAAGGUUAGUGAUUGUUUUCACUGUUAGCUUCUUUGUUUCAAGUUUACGAAACUUGUUAACCCAAAAAGUUGCUUUUUCCGUCCUUUCUCAGUCAGUGUUUACCUCUGGAAAUAAUAAUCUUUUAGCUUUUCGUGGUUAAGACUGCUGGGGGUAUAUACAUGUAUCGCAUGAACCAGUACCUGUUGAAACACAAAAUCUACGCUAGAGGGGUUAUCAUACAGAAAGUUUUGGUUUUUUUUUUUUUUUUUGUUGAAAACAAUUUUUUUUUCGCUAUUUUUGUUUUUGUUAAUUAAAUGAGAUUACAAAUUUGAGUUGUGUGUUUCUUAAUAUGAGCAACACAUGCUGUGUUCUGAUAAUAACAAAAAAAAAAAAGGAAUGUGUGUGGUGUAUUUGAAUUAACAUGGUUUAAUAUUGAUUAAAUUAACCUUUUUGUUACAAAAAAAUAAAUUAAUUUAUGUAUUUUUGAGGAAGAAAAAAUUAUAUUGUGAGAAAUCUAGGAUAGAGGUUUUUUUUUGGUUUAAGGAAUUUACGAAAGAAUGUUGAACUACGCGCCGCAGGUGUUUUUGCACGUAUACAUGAAUGAAUGUUUUUUUGAUAAAAGCUUCAUUUUUUGUUAAAUUUUCUUUGAAGGUAAAGAUGAAAGGUUAGGUACAAUUUUGUUUUAAUUUCUCACAAAGCAAGGCCUUAUAAAGGUGAAAUUUUUACCUAGAUAUAGUACCUUGCCUAUGUUAAACCAGGGUUGUAAAAAUAUCAAU